Messenger RNA from Cyprinus carpio (common carp), 1713 nucleotides. It is a transcript of the gene ppp1r14ab, whose product is annotated as protein phosphatase 1 regulatory subunit 14A. The record is from RefSeq and is a predicted model, not a curated record. Gene Ontology annotation, biological process: regulation of phosphorylation. Lineage: Eukaryota; Metazoa; Chordata; Actinopteri; Cypriniformes; Cyprinidae. Gene Ontology annotation, cellular component: cytoplasm. Gene Ontology annotation, molecular function: protein serine/threonine phosphatase inhibitor activity.
CGCUCUGGAGGUGUCAGCGGCAGCGCUCCCUCGUGCUGGAGCAGCACACCUACUCCGCCAGACUCCUGAUCUGUUAUUUGUAUGCAAGUGUCCAGCAUCCAGAGGGUCAGUCUGGAGAUGGCUGCGAAUCGGGUGGGGAGGCGUUAUAACAAUAAGGUCCACUCACCGAACCGUGGUACCAGCCGGGAAGCUGGACUGAGCGUGCAGAAGAGACAAGCACGAGUCACUGUAAAAUAUAACAGAAAGGAACUCCAGAGGCGUCUGGAUGUGGAAAAGUGGAUAGAUUGUGGACUUGACGAGCUGUAUUUGGGAAGGGAAGAGGAUAUGCCUGAGGAAGUGAACAUUGAUGAGCUACUAGACCUACAGAGUGAUGAAGAAAGGACGCAGAAGCUUAAGGACAUCCUUCAUACCUGCAGUAGCAACACAGAAGUCUUCAUCACAGAACUUGUGAAUAAACUUCAUGGUUUGCAGAAACAAGAAGAUCUUCACAACAAUGGGAUUGAACAUCCCCAGCUUCACAUCUUUCCUGAUCGCCAAGGCUCUCCCGACUCUGAGAGACACUGAGCAUCUGCUCAAACAUCUACUGCUCUUUGGUCUCCUGUAUCAAAACCACUUCAUAUCAAAGCAUCAGCAGCGCAUACUGCUGCCUUCAUUUAAAGUAACAAAACAGAAAAUCGCUAUAAAAAUAUUUAUGUAAAAAUCUUGCCUAUGGCUCAGAGUAAAACACUGAGUGACCACUGACCACUGCAUGGACCUGUGAAAAGUUGUCUUUAUAAUUUAGAAAUUUUUAAACAAGCAUUAAUGAGAGUCUUGUUUGUUACAAUAGAAGUUCUUUCACGUAAUGAACGUGUAUUUGUUAAUUUAAGCAAUUAUUUCUACCUGAUCCCUUAAAAUUGCUUUCGUUGGUAUUUAACCCACUAUAGUCAGGAUUAUAUUGAAAUAUUAAAUAACUUGUUUGGCUUUAAUAAAAACGGUUUAUUUAGUGAUUUUUAGUUAAUCUGAGAAAAUAAUUUCUACAGUGCAUAGCAGCCGUUUUAAAUGUUUUUUUCUUAGAAAUACUGACCCAUGUAAGGAUUUUUUUCAUGAAAUAUUUCUUGGUUUUUUUAGAUUAUGCUGAACCCACAGUUUUUCACAAAUGGGCCAAGGUGUUUUUUAGAUUUCAAAUCAGUUACAGUAAACCACUGUUGUGUUGUUUAUCUCUGUGGUUAGAUUUUGUAGGAUUAAAUUAAAACUGACAGCUUAAGCUCUUUCCCAGUAGGAAUGAAGACUGGUUUGUAACAAAAUCAUGAGGUAUUGUUAAUAUGUUUGCUGCUACUAUAUGAAUUACUCAAGCUGGUAAAAUUUAUUAUAUGUUUGAAGAAGACUCCACAUUUUGAAGAAAUUCUUGAGUUGAUUCUCUUCUAGCUCUGUAUUUUAGUUUGUUUAAUGCACUGGUAUGUUUGUUUGUACAGUGGCAGACUUCCAGAAAUUUGUCUUACUUUUUUUUUUUUUUUUUUACUUUUACUUUUUUUUUAGUUUUACUUGCUUGUUUCACUUGUUUGUUUUAUUUUAUAUUUAAAAUGAUAUGAAGCUGAACAAAAUAAUAACGGGCUAUUUAUCUUUUGGUAUGCCUUCAUUUUAAAUGAAACAAAAACACACAAGCUAAAGAACAUAGAAAUAAAUAAUGCUUUAUAGCCCGUUAUAUCUUUGUGAAAUAAAAUAAUAAUAAAUCUA